AUAAUAUUUUCCUGCACCACUGACGGAGUUAUCAUCAUGUGCAUGCAUUCAGUGCUGAUCGGAGGCCAAGAACAAGCCACCUUUCUAAUAAAGGCUCAUGAGAUGGGACUGACAGACGGGAGAUAUGUCUUUGUACCAUAUGACACUUUACAUUACAGCCUUCCUUAUAAAAACAACUCGUACCCCAUCUUGGAUCAAAACAGUAAACUGCAGGAAGCCUACGAUGCGGUGCUGACCAUCACAAUGGACUAUGAGGAAAAGUCAUUUUAUGAUGCAUUUGCCGAGUUCAAGGAGAAGGGAGAAAUAAACACGUCUUUGGAGCCACAACAGGUUUCCCCUCUAUUUGGAACCAUCUAUAAUUCCAUAUACCUAAUGGCCAAAGCUAUGAGCAGCGCAUGGAAACAAGGGGCCUGGAUCUCCGGAGCGAACCUUGUGACAUACACCAAAAACUUGGAUUAUCCUGGAUUUACUCACAUGCUUUACACAGACGGGAAGGGGAACGGCCUCAGCAGCUUCGUGGUCCUGGACACAGAUGGUACGAUGAAUCAGCUCUUCCCCACCUACUCGGUGGACAUGGCCUCCAAUAUAGUGCGCUUCUUGGGAAAGACCAUACGUUUUCCAGGCGGGACUCCUCCUGCUGCAGACUCCAGCUGUUGGUUUGAUCCAGACACUUUGUGUAUUGGAGGGAUUGAACCAUCUAUUGUCAUCCUGGUGUUCGGCUUGGUGUUCGCCUUGGCUUUAUGUGGCGUUGGUGUCUCUUACCUCAUCAGGCACAGCCUCCUGCAGAUACAGCUGGUGAAGGGGCCCAACAGAAUCCUAUUGUCUCUGGACGACCUGACCUUUAUCAACCCCAAGCUGAGUAUAAAGAAGCUGAAUAUUGAUAACUUAAGUGACACCAAAAGUGUUUCUGACUGCAAAAGCCUGAAAUCUAUCACUCGCUCGCUGUCUGUCAACUACGAGAACUCCAACGUGGCCGUGUAUGAGGGAGACUGGGUUUGGCUGAAGAAGUUUGAGCCUGGUGUGUACCACGAACUACGGCCUAGCACGACCAGCACACUGCGCAAGAUGAAGGAUUUGAGAAAUGAAAAUGUCAAUCCCUUUCUGGGCUUCUUUUCCGACUGCGGCAUUUUUGCCAUUGUGACCGAACAUUGUUCCCGAGGAAGUCUGGAGGACCUGCUGAGGAACGAGGACGUCAAGCUGGACUGGAUGUUCAAAUCUUCUCUACUCUUAGAUCUGAUUAAGGGAAUGAGAUAUUUACAUCACAGAGACUUUCCUCACGGACGGCUGAAGUCACGGAAUUGCGUGGUGGAUGGCAGAUUCGUCCUGAAGCUCACAGAUUAUGGUUAUAACGAAAUUGUGGAAAAUCAGAAAGCCCCCCGCAGCACUCUUCCCCCUGUAGAAUUGUUUUGGACGGCUCCAGAACUCCUACGAGAUCAGAACCUGGCCCGGAGGGGAACCUUUAAAGGCGACGUCUUCAGCUUUGCCAUCAUACUGCAAGAGGUGGUCGUACGGGGUCCGCCAUACUGCAUGUCGGGGCUCUCAGCUGAGGAAAUCAUCAGGAAGGUAAAGAAGCCACCCCCCUUGUGUCGCCCGACUGUGGCCCCUGACCAGGCCCCGCUGGAGUGCAUUCAACUCAUGAAGCAGUGUUGGAGUGAGUUAGCGGAGAGGAGGCCGACGUUCGAUGAAAUCUUCGAUCAGUUUAAAACCAUCAACAAAGGAAAGAAAACCAACAUCAUCGACUCCAUGCUGAGGAUGCUGGAGCAAUACUCCAGUAACCUAGAGGAUCUGAUCCGGGAGAGGACUGAGGAGCUGGAGGUGGAGAAACAGAAGACGGAAAAACUUCUCUCGCAGAUGCUGCCUCCAUCUGUCGCUGAAGCUCUGAAGACCGGAGGUACGGUGGAGCCGGAAUAUUUCGAUCAGGUCACCAUCUACUUCAGUGAUAUCGUCGGCUUCACCACCAUAUCGGCCCUGAGUGAGCCCAUCGAGGUGGUCGACCUUCUCAAUGACCUUUAUACUCUAUUCGAUGCAGUUCUGGGAAAUCAUGAUGUAUAUAAGGUGGAGACCAUUGGUGACGCCUACAUGGUGGCCUCAGGGCUUCCCAAGAGGAACGGAAACAAGCACGCGGCCGAAAUUGCCAACAUGUCUCUAGACAUCCUGAGCUCUGUGGGCACCUUCCAGAUGAGACACAUGCCGGACAUACCGGUCAGGAUCAGGAUAGGUUUGCACUCAGGGCCUUGUGUAGCUGGAGUGGUCGGCCUCACUAUGCCACGAUACUGUCUAUUCGGAGACACUGUUAACACGGCUUCACGGAUGGAAUCCACCGGACUGCCUUAUAGAAUCCAUGUCAACCAAAGCACGGUGGCCACGCUGCGCACCCUCAAGGAGAACUACCAAAUACAGCUUAGAGGAAAAACGGAACUGAAGGGUAAAGGUAUAGAAGAAACGUACUGGUUAGUAGGAAAAGAUCAUUUCACCAAACCAUUACCGAUACCGCCAGAUAUAAAGCCGGGGGAAGACUGGCAGGAAUUGAUCAACAAGGAAAUUAAAUCAAUAUUUUGGAGAAAAAGAAGGAGCGUGGUGGUGUGAAAUAUUGGUGUGUUUUUUUUUUUCGAAACUUGACAACUUUCCUCCAUCUUGAAUUUGGUGGAUAGUCCUACACUUGUCUGGAGGACCACACUACUUGGUGAUUAUUUUGAUUGGACUCUCGGCCCAAGAGAGCAAGACUGGAAGAUUUUACUACUGAGAUCGAUUGAGAUGAAGGCGAUCAAUGAUGGUCAAUGAAAGUCAAUGAAUGUUUUUGGUUCUGAGAGUUUAGUAGCACGGUAGAUGAUGUAGCCGUUCUGUAGAAAACUUUGUUAUCCUGAUAGAUGGGUGUAGCCUAUAUCAAAGCUGCAAUAUGUACUCUGAUUUUUAAUGCAGUAACGUGAGCAAUAUGGACUCUAAAGGGUCUUAUUAACAGAUCAAAAAAUUUUGGUGAAGUGGAAUUUUCUUAUCUGCACUAAAAUUGCUAACAAAAUCUAAUGUAGCUAGAGGAACAUUUUCAGCUAAGUAUAUUAAAAUGCUGCCAAGGUGACUGGUAAUAUCUAUAAGAUAAAAAAAAACUAAAAUGGAGUAGGUUUUGACAGUAAGAAAAAUUUCCAAAAUUGAAAUCCAAUUUUGAUAACUACGUCUAUGACCAUUGUAUAUUUGUAGUUCGGAAAAAUAUCAUUUCUAACAGGGAAGUUAAAGGUUUUUUCUAAAAAAUUAAUUACAAAAACAUUACACAAAUGCAAAAAAUCUUUAAUACUAGUAAACUAAAAAUGAAAAACUGAUUAAUAAAUAAUAAUAUUAAGAAGGUCAAAGACGUAGAGGAGCAAAUGGAGAAUUAACUAUUUAUUCCUCAAUAAAUGAAGGCACUUGUAUGAUAGCCAGACAGCAGGAGAAUAAUGAAGAACAUAGAAUUGUGUUUUAAUAUAUUGUAUUAAAGGGGUUAUCCAGGAAAAACUUUUUUUUAUAU
Molecule: messenger RNA, 3496 nt
Organism: Hyla sarda
Lineage: Eukaryota; Metazoa; Chordata; Amphibia; Anura; Hylidae
Product: retinal guanylyl cyclase 2-like
Exons: 18
Coding region: 37-2586 (849 amino acids)
Biological process (GO): cGMP biosynthetic process; intracellular signal transduction; receptor guanylyl cyclase signaling pathway
Molecular function (GO): peptide receptor activity; ATP binding; protein kinase activity
Source: RefSeq, a predicted model, not a curated record